Messenger RNA from Phoenix dactylifera (date palm), 515 nucleotides. The record is from RefSeq and is a predicted model, not a curated record. NCBI's taxonomy places the organism in Eukaryota, Viridiplantae, Streptophyta, Magnoliopsida, Arecales, Arecaceae.
UAUUUUGGGAUGCUGUUGUAACAUGUUUCUUCCUGGAUACGGCACAUAACAUUGUUGAAUACAUUGAAAUAAUAUCAAAAAUUCUCAAAAGUGGAGGAGUCUGGAUAAAUUUGGGCCCUCUACUUUAUCACUUUGCAGACUCAUACUCACCUGAUGAUGAGAUGUCCAUUGAACUCAGUUUGGAAGAUGUGAAGAAAGUUGCUUUCCACUAUGGAUUUGAAUUGGAGAUGGAGAAAAUCAUUGAGACGACUUACACUACAAAUCCUCGGUCAAUGAUGCAAGUAAGAACAGUGAAAGUCAGCAACAUUUCCCUGGCUGCAUCAGAAAAGGACAUCAAGGAAUUCUUUUCCUUCUCAGGGAACAUUCAAUAUAUUGAAUUGUGGAGCGAAUUUGAAAGGUCUCAGAUUGCCUAUGUCACUUUCAAGGAGUCACAGGGAGCAGACAUAGCAAUGCUUCUCUCAAUUUUGGGUGCACCAUUUCAGUUCUUUAUGGAUGCAGGGAGCAACUAUAGCUGA